This is a messenger RNA of Leucoraja erinaceus (little skate), 1024 nucleotides long. RefSeq names its product CD59A glycoprotein-like. Lineage: Eukaryota; Metazoa; Chordata; Chondrichthyes; Rajiformes; Rajidae. The transcript is spliced from 4 exons. Bases 32 to 418 code for a protein of 128 amino acids. The record is from RefSeq and is a predicted model, not a curated record.
GGGACGAGCGGCAGCAGCAGCGGUGUGCAACAUGAGAGCCAUGGAACACAGCAUACUAAAGUGCCUCCUCUUCAUAUCACUCUGCUCGGCAUUUGGAUCUGCCCUGGAAUGUUAUGUGUGUGAAUCUAAAGAAGACUCUCUGUGCACUAAGCAGUCAUGUGGCAAUGACCAGGACGCCUGCCUGAACGUCACCUUUCACAACAAUCAUUUCUUCCGCCGCUGCUGGACCAAGCGAAAGUGUAACAACAAGGACGUGCAGGCGGGGUUCAAUAUCGAGUCGGGAUUGACACUUAGCUGCUGCAGCUUUAACUUGUGCAACUCCAAGAGCGGUGUGGAGCCUGGACCAGUCGUACACAUCUAUCUGCUGGGUCUGCUCUCUGCUUUUACCAGUCUGCAUCUGUGCUGGUCCCAAAGCUGAAAACAUCCCUCGUUCCUGAACAUCCUCUGUUCACCGUUUAAGGAAGGAAGGAUUGUCCUGAAUGCCAUGAGCUGUACUUACUUGGGUUACCCACUAAAUGUCUGUAGUCUUUGUAUUGCACUCAUCUCUCCCCCCCUCCCCUCCAAAAGAUGGAGCACAUUCCCUCCAGAAGAUUGGGGUCACUUUCAACUGGCAUUUGUUAGGUUUUGUCAUCUUCUAAAACCACUGCACUGGAGAUUAAACCAGAGUAUUAAACCUUGCAGCUACUGUGCAAAUGGAUACUCAUGCCUGACCUGAACCUGUGUCAAUGAAUGCAUAUCUAACAUGUUCGAUGCACCCCAUGUCUUCAAUUCUCCAACCCCCUUGCAUUAACUAACCCAGCCCAAGGCUAAUAUGCACAACAGACAGAUUAAGAUGCUGCUUCCAGGUAACAAUCUGUUCUGGUCUGGUCUAAUGCUCAAGAUGCCAGCAGAAACUAAUGAUGGCUUUGUUGCGGAGUAAUUUGCACCCAAUGAAUGAUGGGGUAAAGUGACAUGUAUAUACUUUACUGAUGCUUUUGUACUGCAAUUAUUGAUUAUAAAUAAAAAACCUUUUUUGGUAAAAGUA